CUGGCGGAUCUUGCUCAAGUUUCUACGAAUUUUGCAAUCGACGAAAUUUCGAUCUCAGCCGGGUGAAAGUGAGAAGACGAGCAGGAACCUUCAAAUUUGCCACGGUCAUAGAAUAAAGGAGAAAUUUUGCGCUGUCUAAGCUGUGUACCAUCAACGCUCAAGCUCAACGUGCCGUGGAAAUGUACAACCUCUCUUGCGUUGACGGCCAUAGAUUUGGCGAUGUUUAUGUUCUCGACACCCAACGUCUCAACGCUGGUCUAUCCGCAAUCUCAUCAGAUCAGAAACUCAGUCUCUUUGAUCCCGCACGUGUGGGACAGGGCCCGAUCAAGUCGUACCAGACCAACCAUGGCAACUUGACAUGCCUCAGGACCUUUGACUGGCAAAACUCUGUUCUCUGCACGGCGGGAGAAAAUGGAGAGGUCUCAGUCUGGGAUAUGAGGGAAGCGUCAAAGCCGCAGGUUGCCCAUUUUGCGGCUACUCAGUCACCCAUAUUGUCUAUGGCAUGCGACCCUAGAAGCAACACAAUAGCGCUAGGCACGGAGUUCCAGAACCACACCUCAUCCGUCCUACUCUGGGACAUCAGAGCCGGCCCGAAGCAGAGGCUCCAGUACGACGAGGUUCACAGCGACGACGUCACAGAACUCCGCUUCCACCCUUCAGAAUCUCACAUCCUCCUCUCGGGAUCGACCGAUGGCCUCGUCAACGUCUAUGACACACGGAUUUCGGACGAAGAUGAGGUCGUCGUCCAGACGUUGAACCAGGGCUCUGUCCACCACGCCUCCUUCCUAAGCAACAUCGAGGUCUACGUGCUGACCCACGACGAGAAGUUGGCCGUGUACAGCGUCGCCGAGGAUUGCGGCUCUGGCGCGGCUCUGGUCGACUUUGGCGAUGCUAGAGAGACUCUGGGCUGCCAGUACAUUGCCAACAUGACAACCAAGGUUGAUGGAAGUGGUGCUAUUGUCGGUGCUGGCUCACAAGACCGUCAAGUUUUUGAGUUGGUGCACCUAUCCCGUACGGCCGAAGGCAGCUGGGGUUUCGACAGGGCGAACAGCGUCGGUCUGCCGGGAGGCCACGGCGAAGAGAUUGUUCGCUCGUUCUGCUUCUACGAUGACGAACAGGUGGUCUUCACUGCUGGAGAAGACGGUAACAUCAAGGCUUGGAGGCCCACGUAAGUCAAGGAACCGAAGAAAGCAAACAUAAAAAAAAUCUCAAGAACGAAAGUGAAAUGGUUCCUCAUUGCGUCUGGGUAUCAUCGUCUUCCCCCUUUUCAUGUUGCCCAAGAAAGUCAUCUCCCGAAUCAGCCGUAUUUGUCGUGCUUUCCCUUGACUUUCAACAUCAACAACUGCUCGUGGUAAUCGCCCUCCCUCCUCGCCCUCUUCAGCUUCCUAACUUCGUCGUCCUCGAGCCUUCGUCCUACAGCUUGUUCGAGCUCCUUGCGACUAAUCUUUUCCUUCGCCUUUUCUUCCUUGUUCGCCUUGAGC
Molecule: messenger RNA, 1481 nt
Organism: Colletotrichum acutatum
Lineage: Eukaryota; Fungi; Ascomycota; Sordariomycetes; Glomerellales; Glomerellaceae
Product: WD domain-containing protein
Exons: 5
Coding region: 180-1172 (330 amino acids)
Molecular function (GO): protein binding
Source: RefSeq, a predicted model, not a curated record